Messenger RNA from Cantharellus anzutake, 872 nucleotides. RefSeq lists its product as uncharacterized. The coding region runs from base 206 to 448 and encodes 80 amino acids. The transcript is spliced from 3 exons. Lineage: Eukaryota; Fungi; Basidiomycota; Agaricomycetes; Cantharellales; Hydnaceae. The record is from RefSeq and is a predicted model, not a curated record.
GUAAUUUCAACGUCAGAAAUUUACGUAAUUGUACCACGUACUAGCUGCGGGACUCUUCCCUAUCCUAAACCCUUGGAGCGUCGCCAGUCCAACAAGGCCUUGCCAACAGCUGCUCCGGUCCCUUCCAACAUCGGCCGAUAGCACCCAUCCACAAGUGAUAUUUUCGUCACACUUUUGCAACCUCCAUAGCGAAUAUAACUAUACGAUGACUGUCACCACAAUCUUGGGUCGCCGAAUUGAUCUCCCAACCUCCAUAUUCCUUCAUAGUCUUGCCUUAACAUUUUAUGGGCUUUCCUUGGUCUUCUACCCCACUUCGAAACCCUCACGGGCUAACGAUCGCUUUGCCAUGAUUGGUGUUGUAUUGACAUGUUUCGGUCUCGCUUAUCUUGGGACGGCGUACGUGCCCCAGGAACAGAACGCCUUCCUUUAUCGCUGCUGGGAAGCGUGAAUGUUUUACGAUUCUCAUAUAUGAUGGAAUUGGGGGGUGGAUUCUGGGAUGGAAUCUUGGCACAUGGAGUGGUAUAGCUCCCGCUUACCGGUGAUUUCGUGGUGGAUGGGCUUAUAACAAUGCGUUUCCUUCCAAUUCCGUGUGCAAUUUUCGCCCGGGUCAAGGCUGUAUGUAUAUCUGGUUGUUUUUUUUGGCUGUGAACCUCUGCAGCUCUUCUCGGCGCCCACAGGCGCUACGGCAACGUCUAUGACAAGGGCGUAUUCCUAUAACCCAUCGGGCCCUUGUCUUGCUUCUCCGGUACGACAUUCCGUGGGGGCUAGCUUAUAACAACUCUCGCCUCUUGUCUUCCACAAUCCUACACGACUAGUUCGACGAAUCCCUGUGACACAAACUAGCCGAUCGGAGCGAAAUGUACAUCCUUUAG